This is a messenger RNA of Owenia fusiformis, 938 nucleotides long. The record is from the annotation of a GenBank genome assembly. NCBI's taxonomy places the organism in Eukaryota, Metazoa, Annelida, Polychaeta, Sabellida, Oweniidae.
UAAUAACAUAAAAAUGUGUACCACACAAAUGAAGUUGAAAACUGCGUCAUUGUUUUUCUAAAUCACGACAUAUACCAACAUUACCUCGUGAAACGACCAUGGUGGCUUUAAAUGGACUUAUGAUGAUUCUCAUGUACCCAUGCAUUGCAGGUUUAAAAUGGACAAUGAGUAUUUCCGAGCCAACAUUUGUCAACAAGUACAUAAGUUCUUCAUCGCAAUUCAUAACCAGCCUGCCUUCAGAUAUGUGUGUUUACCAUGUUUACGUUUACAACAAGGCUGCUACCACUGCCAUUUCUAGCAGUCAAUUCUAUUUUUGGGAUUGGAAUGCACCUGCCGGAUCAGUCCAAAAUAUAUACUUUAGACUUGCGCCCAGGAAUUAUGAAUAUAGAACAGAAAGUGGCAACAUUUCGUGCCCUAAACGUGUAUCGAGAAUUGAAAUGGUUUCCUACUGGAAUGCAAUGUACGUUCAGGAGAUCAUCUUGGACUACCACCUUUGUAGUGAUCUUGCAUCCAUAAAUACAGGGAUUGUGCAAUCAGAUUUAUAUGGAUAUGCCGGACCGCAAGGCACCACUGUUAACUUGGGCUCAUCCAUAACUUACAAACAAGGCUACCAGACAUCUGUGGGAUCCAAACAAGCUUGUGCUCGGGACUGUUCCCUGGACAUUUGCUGUCAGUACUUUUCUGUCAACAUGACCUUGCUUCAGGAGGCCGGUGGUAACGAGGCACCAAAUAGUUGCACAUUGUGGGGUUUCUUCGGCCAUUCUGACUACUCAACAGCGGACGGUCAUUCAAAGAUGUGGUCAAAAAAGGUCUUGAUUUGAACAAGACAUCACACUUGAAUUGAUAAUUUAUGUUUAUCUGACACAUUUAUUAGAGAUUCCAUUAAUAUUUGUCAGUUUCUCAUAAUAGUUUUUAGCUUGCUAUAACUAAUAAUGCCA